AUGUCGUUUGUAAGUAAUUUCGAGAGCACCCGAUGGAGGUUUACUAAGGCGGAGAUCACUAUUCUGUCGGGGGCGGAUAUAGUGGCUGCAUAUGCCAUUUGGACAUUCGUUACAUACUUAACCGAUGUAUGGGACCUCGGUGUUACACAGGCUGCUGGGAUUUUCAACUUGUAUUAUGGCAUCAUCAACAUAAUGCCACUUUUCACGCAAUACAUUGUGGCUGCUUUCCUGGGCAACUAUCGGAUGCUCAUGAUCUCCAGUUAUGCUUUGGAUAAUUACUUCUGGACCUUGGCUGCAUUGUUUGCAGCUACUCUUGGGUUUGGUGCUUUGGCACUAUCAACACCACCAAUGCUUGGUUGGGCAACAGGUACAUGCACCGCAUAUGAGGCGGAGUGCAUUGGGCCAGUCCAAAAGAUCCUGUUUUACACAGCGCUACCUCUAAUAGCCGUCGGAAUCACCGGUCAAGCAACCUCCUUAGUGCAGCUCGCCCAUGACGAGAGACCACAAUGGCUUGGCCCUCUCACAUUCACUGCUCCAAUAACCUCGCUGAUCCAAUCCGCCCAAGACCAGACUACACCAGAAUCAGGCCUUUCCUCUUCCUCCGUAAUGAUCGCUCAACUGACUGCCUUAUCGCGAUCCGCCCGAGGCCAGACACCAGAAUCCGAUGGCCCCUUCGUCUUCACCCCGGGAAUGCGCGGCCUUGCUCUCGCCGCAGUCUGCAUACUCGGUUACGUAACCUCUUGGUCGAUUAAAUAUGGCGUCUCUGCCCUAGUUAUCAUAAUGGCAGCAUUUAGUUUCGUGGCGCUGUCACCUUGUUCUUACAAACGCGUUAAAGGACAAGGGGUUCCUGUGAAGUGGAAAGAAACCAAAACCAUCCUGUUGGUGACGCUUGUAGGCGCCUUGUUCGUGGCGAUGAGCGUUGUGUCCGCUAUUGGAAAUACUUACUUCGUUCUGCAAGCGAGCCACUUGAACCAGAAGGUUUGGUUCGUGAAGUUUCCACUUCCCAUUCUUCUGUUUGCGUAUAACGAAGCCAGAUCAAAGUUUGGGGGGUUUAAACGGUCUGUCGCUGCCAUCUCCAUCGGGCUCGCAGCGUCGAUGGUGCUUGCGAGUCUGUGUUGUGUCGUAGCUGCGCUGGUGGAAGCCCGAAGGCUGGCCGUGGUUAAGAGCUCCGGUUUGAUAGACUUGCCCGACGAAACAAUUCCCAUGACCAUGUUCUGGCUGGUUCCGCAGUUUGUUCUUCUUGGGUGCGCUGAUGGGAUUUUUCGUAGGGCAAUCGGUUCUCUGUACAUGGUGGCAUUGAUAUCCGAUGAGGAGGCUAAAAAUCUGGAAGCAUCGAAAGUCCUGCAGUGCCAGUACGCGGGUUUCUAUGAUAUGGCUGUUUAUGGAGUGGGAGUUAUGGGCAGCGUGUUAUCGGUUCAUGUGGUGGGUGAGAUAAGUGCAGAGGGUGGGAAGAUCAAUUGGUUUCAGCACACCCUAAACACAAGUCGUUUGGAUAAUUACUACUGGACCUUGGCUGCCUUGGUUGCAAUCAAUCUGCUGAUAUUCUUUGUUUUGGCCGUAUGCUGUGGUGCCUGUUUUUAUGUCGUUUCAAGGUUCAAGGAUGCGAAACUCCCUGCUGCCCCUGCCGUUGACGAACCACUACUACAAUAG
This is a messenger RNA of Prunus avium (sweet cherry), 1650 nucleotides long. NCBI's taxonomy places the organism in Eukaryota, Viridiplantae, Streptophyta, Magnoliopsida, Rosales, Rosaceae. The record is from RefSeq and is a predicted model, not a curated record.